This is a messenger RNA of Miscanthus lutarioriparius, 270 nucleotides long. NCBI's taxonomy places the organism in Eukaryota, Viridiplantae, Streptophyta, Magnoliopsida, Poales, Poaceae. The record is from the annotation of a GenBank genome assembly.
AUGCCGUGCCCCUCGCCCAUGGAUGGCUGGCUUUGGAUGCGUCGCGCCUGCCGCCGUGCACCCAUGCCGCCGGAGAAGCAGAUCGGAGCCGGAACAGGAAGCAAUUUGGAGUCUUGGACGCAUCGACUUCGCCUUAGUGUUGCAUACUUACAAUACAACCAUGGAGAUGUGCGCCUGGAUGCUGAAGGCACUGCCUGCAAUGAUGCUGCGGGCUGGACGGCCGGAGAUGCGGCCGAGGGGGGACCUGAGGGGCGACGGUGCCUAGAGUGA